Molecule: messenger RNA, 1272 nt
Organism: Cladocopium goreaui
Lineage: Eukaryota; Dinophyceae; Suessiales; Symbiodiniaceae
Source: the annotation of a GenBank genome assembly
AUGAUGGUGCCUGUCGUUGCCAAGGAAGCCUUACCGCCAGCCGAGGUUGUUUCUCCACCGAAGGUCGAGAGUCUGCGAUCUCCAGAGCACGCUCCAGUUGCCCUGCCGCAGGCUGCGGUGCUGCCCGAAGCGGCCGUUGAACCGGAAAUCCCCGAAGUGCCAAGUGGCGAGGUCUCUCCCAUGUCUGCACCUGGGGCACCUGGGGCAGCGGUCGUGCCAGAGUUGGACGGCCUGGAUUCGUGGGCAGCGGAUCAGGCAAAUCUCUUCCUUCAAUCCAUGUUCACUCAGGAGCACGGGGUUCCAGAGGUUCCAGAGGUUCCAGAGGCUGAGGACUCUGCUGUUGUGGCAGUUUCCGAUGAGGAUGAAGCCGAAGAGGAACCCGAACAUGAAGAUGGAGCGGAGGCGGAAGAAGCUGAACCGGAAGCCGAAGACGACGGUGGCGACGGUGGCGACGGCGGCGACGCCCUUGGCGCGCCGCCGGGCGACUGGGAGGAACCCGAGGAAGACGAAGAAGGAGAAGAGAUGUACGAAGAGAUGGACGAGGGUGAAGAAGAGGAGGAAGAUGAUGAUGAUGAAGUGGAAGAAGUGCAGCCGAGAAGAGCAAAGCUCACGGCAUUUAAGGAACCCCUUGAACCACCACCUGGUAAUUUCAGCUGGAACGUGUGGACAAAUCCAUUGCUGGCAUCCGCUGAUCAGGGUCAAAAGACCGACGAGCAGGCUACAGGAUCCAAAGGAUCCAAAGGAAAAGGAAAAGGGGGCAAAAAAGGUCAAGGAAAAGCUUGGCCAAAGGAGAAGAGUGAAUGGAAAAAGAAUUGGAAUACCUGGAAGGCCGAGGCUCCUGAGUCUGAGAAGACCUGGGAGACCUGGAAAACGACGGAGAAACCGUCGCGAGAGGUGUGGGCGAAGGAGCAGCAAUCUUCCAGUUGGAAAGCCGAAAAAGAUUGGCGUUCCGCUGGGAAAAGCUCUGAACAAAGUUGGAAAGAGGAGUGGAAAGCCCAGAAAGACUGGGCCGGAGAAGAUUGGAAGUCCGCCAAGGCUCCAGCGAAAGCAGCGAAAGAGUGGAAAGAGAAGGACUGGAAGGCGGAUUGGAGCGCUGAAAAAGAUUGGUCCGCUGAGAAGGAUUGGAAAGCUCCCAAGUGGGAAUGGAAACCCAAAUCCAGCGAGAACUUUGGAAGCGAGACUGAGAAAUCGUGGAAGAAGUGGCCGGAGGAAGCGAAGCAUGAGAACUGGAGCGCUGGGUGGCCUCGCGGGAGAGGGACAGAUCCUUGGUGA